GGGGGAACAGGGAUUUAGCGAAUGUGCGGGGAGCGAAUAAUCAGAUUAAGGGGUGGACGGCGCAGAGAGAUGACGUCAUUGGAAAGCGCGGGCGGGAACCGGAAGUGGAGCUGAGGGGCAGCGAACUGAGCCCCAUGGCCGUCCCUACGAGCAUCCUCCGCCUGCCCCAUGGCCCCGAUGACUCCAGCCCCAUAUCUCCAUCCAGCCCCACAUCUCCAUCCAGCCCCACAUCUCCAUCCAGCCCCACAUCUCCCCGCCAUGGGGCAGCCCCCCAUCAGGAGGGGGGCUCCAUCCAGGCCUCCAGAGCUGCUUUACGUCGACGUUUCCUCCUCGCUUUGGCUGCAGCUCGAGGCCGGGAGGUGACGUUUGUGUUGUACCAACAUAACAAGGUCAACGCGGUGCUGGGGGCUUCCAGGGUCCCCGAUUGUACUGAGGUUAAUGGUGGGGAUGGGGUGGGGGUCCUGGCCUUUCAGGUGGAGGAGCUGCAGACCCCGCUGGGGGUCCAGAAAGUGGCUUUGUUGAGGGGGAGGGAUGUGGUGGCGUUUGGGUUUAACGGGGGGGAAGUGAGGGGGAAAUAG
Coturnix japonica (Japanese quail) is the source of this 578-nucleotide messenger RNA. RefSeq names its product gem nuclear organelle associated protein 7 (gene GEMIN7). Lineage: Eukaryota; Metazoa; Chordata; Aves; Galliformes; Phasianidae. Gene Ontology annotation, cellular component: SMN-Sm protein complex. Gene Ontology annotation, biological process: spliceosomal snRNP assembly. The record is from RefSeq and is a predicted model, not a curated record.